GGGCCUCAGUUUCUCCUUUUGGUAAAUGAGUUUCGCUUCUCGAGACGAGGUGCCGCCUCGCCGGGCUGGUCGCGCCCCUUCGGGAGGAUUAGUUACAGCGUGGGUCCGGCGCUGCCACUUUCUCGGUGGCCGAGGACGAGGCGCUGUCCCGCUGAGCCCCAGCGUCUCCCCGGGGUUGCCGCGAGAGCCCCUGUAAACUCUCUCGAGCGCGCUGCUUGUUCGUUAUUUUAGGAAAAUAGGGAGGGGUGAGGGUAGACGGGCACCAUUUGUAAGUACUCCGACUCAUUCCCCGACAUGAGCAACGUUUAUUGAAGUAUAUACGUACUAUCGCAGUAGGUGUCGGGACUUUUCCCUUAGGAAGUACACUGCCGCGUAAGGGAGAAGAACAUCCGAAAAUGCCAGAAGGCAAAUGGACUUCCACUUGACAAGUCCUUGAGAUCCAAGAAGCAGAAACAGCAUCAGCGAGUUCGCAAGGAGAAGCCACAACAACACAACUUUACUCACCGCCUCCUGGCUGCAGCACUGAAGAGCCACAGUGGGAACAUAUCUUGCAUGGACUUUAGCAGCAAUGGCAAGUACCUGGCCACCUGUGCAGAUGAUCGCACCGUCCGCAUCUGGAGCACCAAGGACUUCCUGCAGCGGGAGCACCGCAGCAUGAGAGCCAACGUGGAGCUGGACCACGCCACCCUGGUGCGCUUCAGCCCUGACUGCAGAGCCUUCAUCGUCUGGCUGGCCAACGGAGACACCCUUCGUGUCUUCAAGAUGACCAAGCGAGAGGAUGGAGGCUAUACCUUCACGGCCACCCCAGAGGACUUUCCCAAAAAGCACAAGGCACCCGUCGUCAACAUCGGCAUUGCCGACACAGGGAAGUUCAUCAUGACUGCUUCCAGUGACACAACUAUCCUCAUCUGGAAUCUGAAAGGUCAUGUGCUGUCUACCAUCAACACUAACCAGAUGAACAACACCCAUGCUGCUAUAUCCCCUUGUAGCAGGUUUGUGGCCUCGUGUGGCUUCACCCCGGAUGUCAAAGUUUGGGAAGUCUGCUUUGGGAAAAAAGGGGACUUCCAGGAGGUUGUGCGAGCCUUUGAACUGAAGGGUCACUCGGCCGCCGUCCACUUCUUCGCUUUCUCCAAUGACUCCCGCAGGGUGCAUUGGGGCUCGAGCUGUGAUUUUCCAUGCUGCAGGAUGGCCUCGGUCUCCAAGGACGGGACAUGGAAACUGUGGGACACAGAUGUGGAGUACAAGAAGCAGCAGGAUCCCUACUUGCUGAGGACAGGCUGCUUUGAAGAGGCGAGCACCAUGCCGUGCCGCCUGGCUCUCUCCCCUGACGCCCAGGUCUUGGCCUUGGCCAGUGGCAGCAGUAUUCAUCUCUACAACACCCGGCGGGGUGAGAAGGAGGAGUGCUUUGAGCAGGUCCAUGGGGAGUGUAUCACUGACUUGUCCUUUGACAUCACUGGCCGGCUUCUGGCCUCCUGUGGGGACCGGGCAGUGCGGCUUUUCCAUAACACCCCUGGCCAUCGGGCGGUGGUAGAAGAAAUGCAGGGCCUCCUGAAGCGGGCCUCCAAUGAGAGCACCCGCCAGAGGCUGCAGCAGCAGCUGACCCAGGCCCAGGAGGCUCUGAGAAGCCUGGGUGCCUUGAAGAAAUGACUCUGGGUGGGUGUGGCAGGAAGGAUCUGGCCUGCGCCACGGCUGCCACUUCCUCCUCCCAGGUACUCCUCAGCUGGAAGCCUCUUGAAAGGAGUAUUUGGAUUUUUAGUGGUGGCUCCUCUUUGCUUUUCCCCAUUGAAACUCUUCUUGCCUAUUUUGAUCUGUCUCUUCUUGCCGGUUGUGACUCCUGGCCUUACUUGACUUCCUGGUCUAAUGACCAAGGUGCUUCUCUUUCUCCUGGGCCCAAGGGAUGGAAUCUGUCUUCACCAGGUGCUGAGGGAAAUGGACAGUUGGAGAGAGAGGACAUGGCCUUUGACCUUGGGGCAACACACCCUGGUACCCAAAGGAGUUUGCAGUUGUGGAGGCAAAACCUAGGGAACCCCUGAGUACUAACCAGCAGUUUUGCAGGGGUGGGAGCCUGGGAUACCCUCCAAUUACAGAACUGUGGGAUCGUGUCAGGGAAGGACCAGUCUUAAUCCAGGCGAAGCUCCGAAUUCCAUCAAAAAGGAAUUUAGGGAUUUCAUUUGGUGCCUCACUUUUUUUUCCUGUAAAAUGGAGAAUAAUCCUCUCUCUUGGCCUCCUUACAAAGAUGUUGUUAACGUAUGCACAUAUAAAGUCCCUAGAUUUGGAAGAAAACUGGAAAAGAGUAAUAAUAUACGUUGUCUGUUGGCCAAUCUUGUUUCUUAACUACCAGGUAAAUAUGGGACUCAAUACUUUGAAACUAAAUGAAAAAGAAAGAAACCCGUCCCUUGGGAAGGCGAAGUUUCUGGAACUUGAUUAUACAUUUGGCAGCUGGUUCUUUAAGUUGUGUAGAGGAAUGCUAGAAUUCCAAGAUAGGACUCCUCUCUGCAAGGAGGUUGUAUUCUAUCUGAGGAGACCUCUUUUCAGUUCAUCAAAUAUUUGAGUGCCCACUGUGGGCCCAGCACAGCACUAGCACCGGGGAUGAAUACGAAUAGGGUGUCAUCUCUGCCAUCAAGGAUGGCUAGUGGGAGAGAGGUAUGCGUGGGUAGUAAGUGCUUUUUGCUGGUUAAUUCAUAGCUGUAGAAUGCUGUUGGGAAAGUCCCGGCAAGAGACAGAAUUGGAUCCAGACGGAGGCGGUGGGUCUGAAGUUGAAGGGAUAGAGUUGGUAAGAGGUGAGGCAUUUACAAGUUCAGCUUUUUGGAUUUGAGAAUGCUGGGGUGUGGGAGAAGGGAAACGAGGCUCUAGGACGACUUGCGUCUUGGCAAAAUUUAUUCAUCCGAAAUCCCCGUCUUGCCCUCGGUCCCUGCGAUGGGGGCCUCCCCUAGACAUCCCUCUGAACAAGGCACAACCUUGGAGUUCUCUCUCAUUACUCCCUUUUCGUUAAUCCUUCCGGCCCACUGGCACUAUUGCCAUCCACUCCAUCAGAAAAUUCUUUUGGUUCUACUCCAGAUUAUAUCCUGAAUCUGCUUUUCUCCAUCUUUUCUGUUAACCAUCCUGGUUCUAGCCACUGUCACCUGCUGGACUACGAUAAUCCAGCCUUCUCUUUGGUCUCCCUGCUUCUUCUCUUGCCUCGUUUACAUCACUUCCCUGCAUCCCAGAGUGAUCUUUGAAACCAGAUCACAUUGUUCCCAAGCAAAAGCCUUCCAAAGGCUUCCUAUCGCACCUGGAAUAAAAUCCAAGAUUCUCAUCAUGGCCUUUAAGGUCCUGUGUAAUCUGGCUUCUUCCUUCCUCUGUGAACCUCUCACCCCUCUCCCAACCGCCCCAAACUUGCUGCUGUUACUUGACCAGGCCAAGUUAUUUCCUGCCCCAAGUGGAAUCUGUGCCCGUGCUGUUCCCUCUGCUUCGAAGCAUUUUUCCUGUUGGUAAUGCAGUUCUCUGUUUCAGUUACACUUCGGAGAGACCCUCCCUGGCCACCCAGUCUGAAGUAGCCCUUUCCACCAAUCCUGUCACUCCUGUCACGUUAGCUCAUUUUAUUUCUUUUGUAUGACUUUAUCUGAUCUGAAAAGAUCUCCUUUGAAUAUUUGUUUGCUUCAGGGGUUUCAGCUUAAAUGCUUUAGGAUGUCGAGUAGGAAACGCAAAUGCAUGAAUUGGGCCACAGUUGCCUGGGUGUAAGACAGUGGGAGAUCCUGGGAACUGAAGUGAUCUCCAGAAGACACGUGUCCUGGCUGCUACUUCUUAUUCGGGAAUCCCACAGAAGUUGCCUGUUUCAGAGAAGCUAGAAGUUGGCGACUUAUUAUAAAAAGACAAAAAUGAAACAGUGUGGACCAGACAAAACACUAAUGUGGGCCAGAUGCAGCCCACCAAUCUCUCAUUGGCAGCUUCUGGAUUGUUCAUUAGCCCACGGGCAUGUGAGCUCCACAAGGGCAGAAUCUUUGUCUAUCUUUUUUGCUCGGUAUCCCAAGCACAAUACCGGGAACAGAGUAAGCGCUCGGUAAAUACUGAAGUCGAAUUGGGGGCAGUUAACAGAUAUUUCUAUACCCUCUGUGUGCACCCUUCUGCUCUCAAUUUCCAUUGCAGUUUUAUGCUCCUGAUAAGACUUCUGAUUGAUAAUGCUGUGCACAUGGGUCCUGGUGAAUAUUUGCUUUCAGACGGUCGGAAGAAUGAAGCUAAAACACUUCUUUGCAUAUCUGUUUGGCUCCGGCUUUACUCUCACUGUAUAUCCAGGAGAGAAGUGACCCGAAUAUGUUGAGUUACUGAAGUCAGAAGUCUUUGGUUCCAGGUUCGUCUGGGUCACUUACUGACAAACCUUGAGCAGAUAGAUCACUUGGCCUGAGUUUGUUUCCUCAUCUGUAAAAUGGGAAUAAAUCCUGUGCAAAGGGCCUUGCAGGGCUGUGAGUUUCUAAUGAGAUCAGUGAAGUCCUACAAAAAAGAACACUGAGGCUUCCUGAGGACACUGCUCCUCUCACUAAACAUGAGGCUGCUUCUCUCGUAAGCAUGGAGAAGGUAUCUGGAUAUUAACAUAGAGCAGAGGCCGCUGUGGUUUUUUUUGAUCAAAAAUGUGUGUGUGUGUGAAGGCGGCGUUAAUAUUUUAGUACUAUUUGAACUUCUGUGGGUUUGCAAUUUUUCAAAAUAAAAAACUGGGGAAAUAUUUAAAAUGUA
Molecule: messenger RNA, 4707 nt
Organism: Herpailurus yagouaroundi (jaguarundi)
Lineage: Eukaryota; Metazoa; Chordata; Mammalia; Carnivora; Felidae
Gene: TBL2
Product: transducin beta like 2
Exons: 7
Coding region: 553-1647 (364 amino acids)
Biological process (GO): endoplasmic reticulum unfolded protein response
Cellular component (GO): endoplasmic reticulum
Molecular function (GO): protein binding
Source: RefSeq, a predicted model, not a curated record